Molecule: messenger RNA, 772 nt
Organism: Bufo bufo (common toad)
Lineage: Eukaryota; Metazoa; Chordata; Amphibia; Anura; Bufonidae
Gene: ARPC5L
Product: actin related protein 2/3 complex subunit 5 like
Exons: 4
Coding region: 191-649 (152 amino acids)
Biological process (GO): regulation of actin filament polymerization; cell migration; Arp2/3 complex-mediated actin nucleation
Cellular component (GO): cytoplasm; actin cytoskeleton; Arp2/3 protein complex
Molecular function (GO): actin filament binding
Source: RefSeq, a predicted model, not a curated record
GCUUCCUUUCCACUCUCCGCCCGCCGGAGCCACCGGAAGCGGAGGGAGCCGGGCGGAAAGGAGCGGAAAGCCCGUGACAGCCACCAGAGCCGCCACCUCCCUCCUGUCACCCGGGUCACACCCCCGCCAGACCGCCGGGACACCCGCGCUGUCACCCCGUCCAGUGUCACACCCCCGUAGGUGUCCGGCCAUGGCCAAGAACACACUGUCGUCGCGUUUCCGCAAGGUGGACAUCGAUGAGUACGACGAGAACAAGUUCGUGGACGAGCAGCUACAGGAGGAGCCGGCGGAGCUCCAGGGGCCGGACGAGGGCGAAGUGGACGGGCUCAUCAGGCAAGGGGACCUGCUCCGAGCUUUCCACGCUGCCUUCCGGAACUCUCCUGUCAACUCCAAAAACCAAAUAGUAAAGGAACGUACCCAGGCAAUUGUACUGAAGGUCCUGACAUCGUUUAAAAGCAACGAGAUUGAGCAAGCGGUAAAAACACUGGAUCGAAACGGGAUCGACCUGCUAAUGAAAUACAUCUACAAGGGGUUUGAAAAGCCCACAGAGAACAGCAGCGCGAUAUUGCUACAGUGGCACGAAAAGGCAUUAGUAAUAGGAGGCAUUGGCUCCAUAGUCCGAGUUCUGACCUCACGGAAAACGGUGUAAGAGACUGUAUUAGCUGAAUGGAGAAGUUUAUGUUCCGGGGCUCCAGCGCAGUGAAGGAAGAGUGGACGCAGAGGCCCGUCUGUCUGCAGAGAGCUAUAUAUUAAACUGUUUUGGAAAAUUCAA